Molecule: messenger RNA, 1047 nt
Organism: Phaeodactylum tricornutum CCAP 1055/1
Lineage: Eukaryota; Bacillariophyta; Bacillariophyceae; Surirellales; Neidiaceae
Exons: 1
Coding region: 27-923 (298 amino acids)
Source: RefSeq, a predicted model, not a curated record
CUUUCUUCAGGGGAGUCCCUUUCACCAUGGAACGACUUUUGUUUGUGGCUGCGAGCAUACUCAGUUGGGAAUGUAGUUGCGCACUGGCCUUUCGGGGUCCGGCUUCGACUAGAUUGCCUUCAUCCCUCGCUCGUCGAUUAGGAACACGGUGGCAUGGGCCCGCAACGACCCGUCUGGCAGCUUUCCUUUCUCGACGUGACGUUGUAUCCUGUCUCGUGGGUAGUUCCAUAGCAGUGGGCACGGCAGCACCGGUACAGGCUGACGACGGAGAUUUGACGUCACAAUUGUUCAAUCCGGACGGUUCGUUGAAAGAUUCGGCCUCGAUAGUCACGGAAGCCCAGACUCGAACCGUCACGUCCACGUGGGACGUUUCCGACGACUUACUGAUCAAUGCGGAUGGAACCAACGUACAGACACCCAGUGGUACUUCAGUGGAGUGGUCGUACACAGUUCCGGAAAAGUGGUCCGCCGGGACUGGAGGGGUCGACCUCUAUCUAGAUCGAUCGGAGGGGAUCAACGCCAAGGCCUGCGACGGGAUCCUCGUCUACCAGGCUCCGGGAACAGCCAAGGCCAAUCUCUUGUCCAAGGCGAGCACAAUUGGCGUACCCCAGGCCUUGAGUAUGGCUCAAGCGAUCCCCGGACUGGACAAGGCCGACUUGAUUUCGGGACGCACACGCAAGAACGCCGACGGUCUCCAAUUUUACGAAUUCGAUCUCGGCCGGGCUCCCAAAACGUGCGAGGACUCGGCGGAGAACUUGGGGUUGGGCUUUUGCCCCUUCGAUUCACUCUUUCUGAUUUCGGCUACCGUUUUGGAUGAUAAACUGUACGUACUGGUGGUCCAGUCCGACCGGGGUGAAUGGAAACGAGCCAGUAGUGAUUUGAAACGCGUGCGUUCCAGUUUUGCCGUGGGCCGUGCAGCCUAAGAGAUUGUAUGCUUGGCAGGAAAUAAAAACUUCGUCGCAUGCAAGCGGGCAAAUAUCAUCCACGGCAGACGACCGUUUCCACGGGAGAGCUAGCUAGCUACACACAAAAACUACGUCACAAAAG